Phoenix dactylifera (date palm) is the source of this 883-nucleotide messenger RNA. RefSeq names its product cytochrome C oxidase assembly protein. The record is from RefSeq and is a predicted model, not a curated record. Lineage: Eukaryota; Viridiplantae; Streptophyta; Magnoliopsida; Arecales; Arecaceae. Gene Ontology annotation, cellular component: mitochondrial membrane.
GGUUCCAUCACGAUCCGAUCCGAUCCGAUCCCCUUACGUUUCGACUUUAGGGUUUGAGAGGAGAAUGCUCUUCUCGCCCGACCCCCCGCCCCGUACUCUCCUCCCCUACCCACGCCUCCGCCUACCACUCUUCCAGCUCUUCCGGCAACCUCCGUCCGUCGCCGGCGAUCACCUUGUCCGGUGACCUUCUCCAGCGCCUUCACCAGUCCUUUCCGCGCCUCCGGCUACUAUCGCCUCUGCGUCUCCGACAACCAUUCGAGCACCUCCUCCGGCUUAGUCGAGCAAGGGAAUGAUUUGAAGUAGCAGCAAGAGAAGCUGAUAGUGAUGACAACUGAAACGAAGAUAAAUUCAGCUCAGAAGAUUGAUCCGGGGGUUCCUUCAUCUAAGAUAUUGCAUAAAGCUGCUGAAUUUAAACGAUACAGCAGGAAAUACCCCUUCCUUCGGUAUGGCCUUCCGCUCAUUUCUCUCACAGUAUUAGGAUCGGUUGGCCUUUCUCAUCUCAUUCAAGGAAGUAAAGAAGUGACAAAAGAAAAGGAUGAUCUAGAGUGGGAGAUCAUUGAAACAACAAAAUCACUCACGAAAACUGGGCCCAAGGAUGGCUAUAAGCCAAAAAAGAUUUCUCUAGAGGAGGAGUUGAAGGUUUUACAGCAGAAGGUUGACAUCAACAAAUAUGAGUACAAGAGGAUUCCCAGACCUAAUGAAGGACAAUCAAGCAAAAAUUAACUAAUACUUGUUCAAGCCUUUUUAUUUUACAAUGUAAUGUUUAAUAUUAUUUGAAGCAUAUUUUAAGUUCUUGCUGUGAUAUAAUGUGAUUAUUUUUUUUUUGUUCGACAUUGUUAAUCGAAUAUGAUCCAAUAAAUUGGAAUAUUCUCCCCGUUCAAAA